AUGAUACCAGAAUCGAUAGAAGAUGGUGCACAUGUCGAGGGAGCUGGCUCUCCUGAAGCAUUCAAUGAAAUGUCUUUAUCAAAUGAAGCUCCAAAGCAGAGGAGAACAACAAAAUUUAUCCUGAGCAAAUACACCAUUUAUGAAACUAAGGAAAGAAUGUAUAUUGUCGGCAGUAAUAAGCGUGAGACAAUGUUUAGAAUACUGGAAAUAGAUCUUAGUGUUCCACAAGAUAGAUUGAGUGUCCUCGAGGAUAACGUUUUCUUCACAAGGAACGAGAUUAUGAAUGUACUUUCUGGAUUAGAGGAAGCAAGCGAAGAAGGAUUGAAUAAGAAACUGACUGGAUAUGGUCUCAUGGGAUUUAUUCGAUUCACAACAUGCUACUACUUGAUAGUUGUCCAAAAAUGCAGUCAAGUGGCCGUGCUAGCUGGUAGAUCAAUUUUUCAUAUAGAUGGAACUGCAUUGGUACCAAUAAGCAAUAACUAUAGGAAGCCGGACAAAUAUUCUGCAGAAGCUCGACUUAUGUCGACGUUUCAAAGUUUGGAUUUAACAAAGACUUUCUAUUUCAGCAAUACUUAUGACAUUACCAAUACCUUGCAAACCAACUUAUUAAGGGAAAAACUAAAAGCUGUAGGUAGGAGCGAUAUUUCAGUACCGAAUGGCAUUCCCGACUAUAACGAAAUGUUUAUGUGGAAUAAUAACCUUUUAGAAGCGGUAUUACCUUGCAUCGAUACAGUAUAUGAUUGGUUUAGGCCCAUAGUUCACGGAUUCAUUGACCAAGUCGAUGUCUCAGUGCUCGGGAAGAGUAUAUACAUCACUCUGGUCGCUCGUCGAUCGCAUCAGUUUGCUGGUGCUCGAUUCCUCAAAAGAGGAGUUAACAAACAAGGAUAUGUGGCCAAUGAGGUUGAGACAGAACAAAUAGUUACCGAUAUGCUGUUGACUGGGUUUCAUCGUCCUGGCAAUGGAUACUUCGACAGUGAUAGGUAUACUUCGUUUGUUCAACACAGAGGAUCCAUUCCUCUUUACUGGACACAAGAAGCUUCCAACCUCACGGGAAAACCGCCAAUUCAAGUCACAGCUGUUGAUCCCUUCUUCAGUUCGGCGGCAAUGCAUUUUGAUAUGCUUUUUCAAAGGUAUGGCAAGGUCCAAGUGCUUAACCUCAUCAAAACGAAGGAAAAAACUCCAAGGGAAACUAAACUUCUGAGAGAGUUUGAACAAUGCAUAACCUAUCUCAAUCAAUUUUUGCCUGAGAAUAAAAAAAUACAGUAUACUUCUUGGGAUAUGAGUCGAGCAUCAAAGCAGGAUGGUCAAGGUGUCAUUGAGUUUUUAGAAAAAUACGCAGCAGAGACUGUUUCAACAACCGGUAUUUUUCAUAAUGGUGCCAACUUUAAGGUAACAAAGAUACAAGAAGGUGUCUGUAGAAGUAAUUGCAUUGACUGCUUAGAUAGAACUAAUGCAGCUCAAUUUGUCGUUGGUAAAAGGGCUUUGGGAGUUCAGCUAAAGAGCUUGGGUAUAAUUGACAACAGCUAUUUGGAAUACGAUUCUGAUAUUAUUAACAUUCUUACAGAAUUAUUUCAUGAUUUGGGUGACACCAUAGCUCUGCAGUAUGGAGGCUCACACUUGGUUAAUACCAUGGAGACAUACCGAAAAAUUAAUCAAUGGAGCUCACACUCUAGGGAUAUGAUUGAGAGUAUCAAGAGAUUUUACAGCAAUUCAUUCGUGGAUGCUCAGCGCCAGGACGCCAUAAACCUUUUCCUUGGCCAUUACGUUUGGAAGAAAGGAUAUCCUGCACUAUGGGAAAUGAACACGGACAUCUACCUUCACAACGAAUAUGUUAGCCACGGUCCCAAAAGAAGUUAUACUCAUUGGUGGAACAAUUACCACAUUAUUAGUAUUUCAGAUAUGCUCAAGGAAGAGAUAAUAGAUCAAAAUAAAGAUGUAUCCUUAAGGGACGUGAUGCGGAAUAUUCGUGGCUACCCUGGGGCUUUCGACAAUUAUUGGAACGAGUACUAUUUGCCCCGUUCGCUAACUUGGAUGCCGGACCUUUUUGCGUAUAACAUGAAUUCUACUAGAAGGUACCAUGCAGCACGCGGUGAGAAUAAAGAUCUAUCACCGUUUGCCUCACGGAAGCAAAGUUGGCUAAACAACAAGCUAAGAGCCAUCACUAUAAAGGGCGAUGAGCACCCAAAGGCGGAAUCCACAUCAACCACACAAGAGACAGAGCUCGAAUAUGAAGAUGACCUGAGACUAUCAAGCUACCAGCUUAAAAAAGUGCUUGCAAAAGACGCUGCCAUUAAGAGAAGCCUGGCAAUUGCUGAGCGCAAUGAUAAGGUUCCGUUACCUCUAGAAGACUCAAUGAGCAAUGAUUCAGAGAUCACUGCGAUCGAGAAUGAGGAAGAAAUGCGCGACAGAGAUACGCCACUAGAUUGCGUCUCGCAGUUGGACGACGUGAUCACAUACAGUGAUUACUACGUCGAUAUCGAUAUCGACGUCGAGUAUUACACUAAUAUCAUGAAAGUCGACAGCUAUCAACCAUCUGAAGAUUAUCAAGAUAUGAUCACUCGAGAAAAAGUGACAGUGAAGCAAUGA
Molecule: messenger RNA, 2586 nt
Organism: Torulaspora delbrueckii
Lineage: Eukaryota; Fungi; Ascomycota; Saccharomycetes; Saccharomycetales; Saccharomycetaceae
Gene: FIG4
Product: phosphatidylinositol-3,5-bisphosphate 5-phosphatase
Exons: 1
Coding region: 1-2586 (861 amino acids)
Biological process (GO): phosphatidylinositol dephosphorylation
Cellular component (GO): intracellular membrane-bounded organelle
Molecular function (GO): phosphatidylinositol-3,5-bisphosphate 5-phosphatase activity
Source: RefSeq, a predicted model, not a curated record